Soboliphyme baturini is the source of this 2325-nucleotide messenger RNA. Lineage: Eukaryota; Metazoa; Nematoda; Enoplea; Dioctophymatida; Soboliphymatidae. The record is from the annotation of a GenBank genome assembly.
AUGGCAAAGAAAGCCAACUUUGACUUUACCCUGUUGGAAAAAGAGUUAUAUGGAGACGUGGAAACCGACACCGCAUUGCUGAAUGAACUUUCGGAGCUUAUCUAUGACAAAACUCCACAGAUGUCGAACGCGCAAGAGCUCGCUUCCAAAUCGCUCGCCUUCACAGCAACAGUGAAACAGGAUUUCGCGGUGGACACUGACGACGAUGAUCCGUCAGUGGAAAAUGACAGUUUGUUGUUGGAUGAGCUCGAUGAACUGAUGGGCUCCUCGAAAACAGGCGAGCAAAAUUCCACGACUCCUGAAAAAAUUGAAUCUUCAGAGGAAAUACCGAAAUCACGACUUGCAGAAAAGCCUGCCCAGUCUACAAUGAGUGCAGAUAAACCAGACAACGUGAAGGAGAGCAUCCCCUCUCAACCAGAGAUUCCUCCAAGCACUUCCUCAGUGCAGGUUUUGCCGAAAAAAAUUGACUCUCAAAAGAGUGACGAAUCUCCACAGCAAUCUUUACCUUCACAAAGCAGCGGAAGCAUCGGUGACAGGAGCACAUCUGCAAAUUACGACCGUGCAGCGUCAGUUAUCACUGAAUUGAACCGAGUGUGUGACUACUGCAAAAAGUUCGCAAUGGAAGCGAAAACCGCUGGCGAUGAUGCGUCUGCCCUUGAAUAUUGCAAAAUGUUCAAAAGUCUGAAGGACCAGUACGCAAACGAUCCUACAAAGGAUCUAUCGCCGGUAAAAAGUCUUGUCAGCGAGCUAACACAGAAAGUGAAGUUAGCGCAGUCAUCUCCAGAAAAGUCCAACCUGAGUGCCGCUCCUGUGGCAGACGAACAGGUCAAGAAUUUGGGCAACAGCCAGGCUCAGUCUUCUCUGACUAAGGCAGAUACUAGAGCAAUGCCUGUUGCUUCCUUCAGAAACGAUCUGCAACAAGAAUUGUUGAAGCGACUCGAAAAGUUUAAAGAAACUGCCGAACGAGCGGCGGCUGAAGGCAACGCCAGCAAGGUGCGUCGAAUGAACAGGAUCCAAAAGCAGUACGAAGACGCCAUAAGAAACGUACAACGAGGUCGGCCCGUUAACUUCUCUGAACUACCAAAUCCGCCGUGUUUUCCUCCGUUGCCCUCUUCUGACACCACCGGAAAUUCAGCAGACCCGUUGGUCGCAGAAACAGCAGUUAAGGCUAGCUCAGGGAGUCCUAAGCGCGAACCUACCGUCCAGAAAGUCACACCUGAGCAUCCGGACAUUCCAAAGCCCGCGAAUAAUGCAGAGACAUCUUCCGAGACACCUUCUGCGCCGCCCAUCGUCCCUCAUUCAUCACAGCAAGAAAAGCAGCUGGACACGCUGACAAGGCGUUACGAGCAGUUUCGAUCACUGGCACUUGAAUCGAAGAAGCAGGGUGACUUGAAGUCGGCCAAGGCGUACCUAAGGAAUGCGUUAGGUAUUAAACAGCUUAUGGAAGCGUCAGAAAAUGGGUUUCCCAUCAACAUGACCUCUGUGCCGAAGCCACCCGUGAUGCAACCAAAGAGAAGCCCCAACCAGCGAACCGGCAGCUUGAAAUCAAACGAUAACGGUACUGUUCUGGUCGAGACCGCUGAGGAGGCAUUUACUAUGUUAGAAAAAGACCUUAUUCAUCAGAUUCAGUUCUGCGAACUUAAUCGAGAGUACUAUAAGCGACUGGGCGAUGUUCAUCGAUGUAACGACUUCAAGCUACUUCGAGAUAACUGCGCCAAAGAUUUGCUUUGUCUAAGGAACACGAUGGAAUAUCGACAUACCACACCAAGAUUUCAUUAUGAAACACGCGUAUUUCCUUCUCUGAAAUGUUCUCCUGAUCUGAAGGCUGAUCAGAUGGAGUUGAUCAUCAUCUGUUGUAAAAACGUUCUUCUUCCGCCUGACUACGACGAAAGGAAACAUGCCGAUCUUUUCGUCAGGUACAUAUUUCCAUGCCCCAAGGAUCAGCCGCAAACGGGAAAGACGGAAAGCGUGCGAUAUACUUGUUCUCCAGAUUUCAAUCACUCCGCGAAACUUCGAAUCGUCCCUCGUUCCCGAGGUUUGCUGUUUUACAUCAAACGUCAUGGCAUAAAAUUUGAUGUAUACCAAAAGGGCAGUUUGAUUCGUAGCGAUAAGCUGCUAGGCUCUGCAGAACUGAAGUUGCUACCACUGGAGAAGGAAAACGCAAUCCACGAUAGCGUAAAGUUAAUCCUCAAUAAGAAGGACACUGGUGGCACCAUAGAAGUAAAGGUUAGAAUCAGAGAGCCUCUGGUCGAGCAAGAAUCAGAAACCAGCAAACGAUGGUUGAUCAUCGACGAAUUUAUUCAGCGUACGAAAAUUGCUCGUUGA